Messenger RNA from Xylaria bambusicola, 716 nucleotides. RefSeq lists its product as uncharacterized. Lineage: Eukaryota; Fungi; Ascomycota; Sordariomycetes; Xylariales; Xylariaceae. The coding region runs from base 221 to 625 and encodes 134 amino acids. The transcript is spliced from 2 exons. The record is from RefSeq and is a predicted model, not a curated record.
CUCGAAAUUUUCGGACCAUCUCCACCCACUUACCACCUAGUAGCGGAAGCAAUAGGUGUGGCAUAUAUACCCCUAUCAUGACGACAGAGAGAAAGACGGACGGACAGCACAGAGCGAAGCAAGAAGCAUCUCGCGAAUGGAAAGAGUCAAUCAAGAAAAAAGAAAGAGCGAAUCGGGGUAGUUUCAAAGCCACGCGGCAAGGAACCAACUCAAAACCAAAAUGGAGAAGAUGCGGGCACGGGAUGUUUGUGACGAUGAUGACGUGGAAGAAGAAUGGAAGUGGAAAAACCGAACUUAUCAUUUUCUUUUCUUGUUGUUUCUAACCUCUUUUUCCUCAAGAAUAGUGUUGCCUCACGGCAUCUCUGUUAUUCCAAUGCUUGUUUUUUUUCCUUUAUUCAUGACUCAUUUCUGCUUCAAUUUUCCACUGCUUGCCAUUUAUGACGAGAAGAAGAACUUGAGUUAUCGCCAUCAUCAAUCAUCUUUCACAAUUGCAUGUUCGUCGCACGUUUGUGCUUGCCUUGUCUUAGCUGAGGUAGUCAGUCCAUCAUCAAUCAGAUUGAUCAUGCUGCUUCUAAUACAUAUAUCUACAUACAACAAAUCUGAAUUGAAAUGUCCCUACAUGUGACUGUCCCGUAGAUAUACAUUUUACCUUUAUUAUGGAAUAAUGAGGGUUAGUAAAUGAAUACCUAGGUGCGAAGUGCUUGGGCGUUACUGCA